GACAGCAAAUGACAUUACUUGUUUUCUGGGAAAGCAUUUCUCUCCCACCCAGAAGGUGGAAGGCAGUGCUUGGACCUGGGAGGCCAAGAGUUAACGGUCGGAACACCCACGUGCAGCUCUCGGGAGCCGCUCGCGGCUGCUCACAUCCAGCGUGAAAAGAGGGUGAAUGAGAAAAUGUAGUGGAGUAACACUGAGGUGACACCUACCAGGAGCUUGGCGUGGAUACCCUAGCCCAGACAGAGCAGCUGCCCCUGGGCGUCCUUCUGGCCAUCCAGCCUCACCAUGUCAAAGAAGGGCGCCAGUAGCCGGGCCAAAGGGGACAAGUUGGAGGCUCUCGCUGCACUUCAGGCUGCCAACGAGGAGCUGCGAGCCAAGCUCACGGACAUCCAGAUCGAGCUGCAGCAGGAAAAGAGCAAGGUCAGCAAAGUGGAGCGGGAGAAGAGCCAGGAGCUGAGGCAGGUGCGGGAGCACGAGCAGCGCAAGCACGCGGUGCUGGUCACAGAGCUCAAGAGCAAACUGCACGAGGAGAAGAUGAAGGAGCUGCAGGCCAUGCGCGAGGCGCUGCUGCGGCAGCACGAGGCUGAGCUGCUCAGGGUCAUCAAGAUCAAGGACAACGAGAACCAGCGGCUGCAGGCACUGCUCAACACCCUGCGGGAUGGCGCACCCGACAAGGUCAAGACGGUGCUCCUGUGUGAGGCCAAGGAGGAGGCCAAGAAGGGAUUCGAGGUGGAGAAGGUCAAGAUGCAGCAAGAGAUCUCGGAGCUCAAGGGGGCCAAGAAGCAGGUGGAGGAGGCGCUGACGAUGGUGAUCCAGGCCGACAAGAUCAAGGCUGCCGAGAUCAGGAGCGUGUACCACCUGCACCAGGAGGAGAUCACCCGCAUCAAGAAGGAAUGUGAGCGUGAGAUCCGCAGGCUGAUGGAGGAGAUCAGAUUUAAAGACAGAGCAGUCUUCGUGCUGGAGAGAGAGUUAGGGGUUCAAGCCGGGCAUGCGCAGAGACUGCAGCUCCAGAAAGAGGCUUUAGAUGAGCAGCUUUCCCAGGCCAAAGAGGCUGAGCGGCACCCGGGCAGCCCCAGACGAGAACUUCCUUAUGCAAGCGGUGCAGGAGAUGCCUCAGACCACUCGGGAAGCCCUGAACAGCAGUUGGAUGAAAAGGAUGCCCGGCGCUUCCAACUAAAAAUAGCAGAGCUAAGUGCUAUCAUUCGUAAACUUGAAGAUCGCAAUGCCUUGCUGUCCGAAGAAAGGAAUGAACUGUUAAAGCGUUUAAGAGAAGCUGAAAGUCAGUAUAAGCCAUUGCUGGAUAAAAACAAACGGCUUACCAGGAAAAACGAAGAUUUGUCCCACACUUUACGGCGCAUAGAAAGCAAACUGAAAUCGGUCACUCGGGAGAACAUAGAAAUGAGAGAGAGAGCCGGAAUCAUCCGGAGACCCAGCUCCUUAAAUGAUCUUGACCAAAGCCAAGAUGAGAGAGAAAUCGACUUCCUCAAGGUCCAGAUAGUGGAGCAACAGAACCUCAUCGAUGAGCUUUCCAAGACCCUGGAGACAGCUGGCUACGUGAAGAGUGUGUUAGAGCGGGACAAGCUGUUGAGGUAUCGGAAACAGAGAAAGAAAAUGGCCAAAAUCCCCAAGAAGCCGGUUGUUGUGGAGACCUUUUUUGGGUAUGAUGAAGAAACUUCCCUGGAAUCCGAUGGCUCCUCCAUCUCUUACCAAACAGACCGGACAGACCAGACACCAUGCACCCCAGAUGAUGACCUGCAAGAGGGCAUGGCCAAGGAAGAGACAGAGCUGAGGUUUCGGCAGCUGACUAUGGAGUACCAGGCCCUGCAGCGAGCCUACGCCUUACUUCAGGAGCAGGUUGGAGGGACGCUGGAUGCAGAGCGAGAAGUUAAGACCCGCGAGCAGCUACACGCAGAAGUGCAGAGAGCACAGGCGCGGGUGGAGGACCUGGAAAAGGCGCUGGCUGAGCAGGGGCAGGAUAUGAAGUGGAUUGAGGAGAAGCAAGCACUGUAUCGAAGGAAUCAAGAGCUUGUUGAAAAGAUAAAGCAAAUGGAGAUGGAAGAGGCUCGGCUAAAGCAUGAGGUCCAGGAUGCAAAGGACCAGAAUGAGCUGCUGGAGUUCCGGAUCCUAGAGCUUGAGGAGAGAGAGAGGAAGUCACCUGCCAUCAACUUCCACCACACGCCUUUCGUAGAUGGGAAGAGCCCCCUGCAGGUGUACUGCGAGGCUGAAGGCGUGACGGACAUCCUGGUCCCAGAGCUUAUGAAGAAGCUGGACAUCCUGGGGGAUAACGCCGUAAGUAAUCUCACCAAUGAGGAGCAAGUGAUUGUCAUACAAGCCAGGACCGUCCUGACCUUGGCAGAAAAGUGGCUCCAGAGAAUAGAAGAGACAGAGACAGCACUGCAGAGAAAGAUGGUGGAUCUGGAGAGUGAGAAGGAGCUGUUUAGUAAACAGAAGGGCUACCUGGAAGAGGAGCUGGACUACAGGAAGCAGGCACUAGACCAAGCCCACAAGCACAUCCUGGAGCUGGAAGCCAUGCUGUACGACGCCCUGCAGCAGGAGGCUGGGGCCAAAGUGGCCCAGCUGCUGACGGAGGAGGAGCGCGAGAAGCUGAAGGUGGCCGUGGAGCAGUGGAAGCGCCAGGUCAUGAGCGAGCUGCGAGAGCGGGACGCGCAAAUCCUGCGGGAGCGCAUGGAGCUGCUGCAGAUGGCGCAGCAGAGAGUUAAAGAGCUGGAAGAGUGGAUAGAAACCCAGAAGAGACAAAUAAAGGAGCUGGAGGAAAAGCUUUCAUUCUCUGGUCAUAGCUGGUCUUGGCACCCUCACCUGCCCCCCACAGAGGCAGACUCCUGUUCUCUCAUGGGACCAGAGAGCAGUGGGUGCCAGCAAAAGCACGAGACAUUGUGUCUCAACCCUGAAGACCCGACAGGGUUUGGGCUUUGCACACCAUCCUAUGGAGGACAAGGGACUGGGCAUUGUAAUCUGUCCCCACUGUCCCUUUGGGAUAAACCAGGACUGGAACUGGUCUUGCUGACUGGUGUUUCUCUGGGAGAAGCCCAGCCUUGGCUGCUGGGACCUGGGGUUCCUUUACCCAGACAGCAGUUCCCAUCCUGGUCACGGGGAUGUGUGAUGUUCCCUGCCAAGCAGGGGUAAGAGCUGCUCCGAUGCAGGAGCCACCCCAGGACCACCCCAUCAUUCUCACAGUGACUGUCAGUGCUCCUAGAAGAUGCUCAGAACCAUCCAGCCUUGUCCUUGUGGCAAGAUGAGGGCUGUGGUCUCAGUGGUGACCUUCGUUCCGGAGGAACUAGGAAGGUUCACCUGGGACAUCCCUAAAGGAUUCCUUUUGGCACCUGGGCACCAGGUGUCAUGCUGGGGUCACUCCCUGAGGGCCUGAGCACUUAAUGAUGAACAGAUCCCACAUUGAACCUUGUUCUGAUACAUUGACAUCUGUGGGGACAGUGAGAGUCAUACCCCCACUGGUCUCCUUAUCCCACCCCUCCAUGAAGGCUGGAAUCUUCCAGCUAGGAGCACAGUGGAGUGAUCAGAGGAGGCUUAGGGAGCACAGUGCGGGCACUUAAGGUGAGCAUGCAGAACUGUAGGAAAGGGGCCUGGCCUAGGAGAACGCAGAUGGCAGCAGUCCCAGAAACCACAGAAGUGCAAGACACUGGCCUGGAAGACCUUCAAUAGAUGGGUCCCUCCUGGGAGCUGCAGCCAGCAAUGGUGGCUGAAGACAACCGUAUGCAGGCCUUUGUGCACAAGGAGAAGAGUCAAGAGAGGAGACAAAAUGCAGUGGUGGUUCUACGGACAGGAGGGAGUCCAUGCAAUGGUCUGCAG
This is a messenger RNA of Jaculus jaculus (lesser Egyptian jerboa), 3822 nucleotides long. It is a transcript of the gene Jakmip3, whose product is annotated as Janus kinase and microtubule interacting protein 3. Gene Ontology annotation, molecular function: kinase binding; microtubule binding. The transcript has 23 exons. NCBI's taxonomy places the organism in Eukaryota, Metazoa, Chordata, Mammalia, Rodentia, Dipodidae. The record is from RefSeq and is a predicted model, not a curated record. Bases 283 to 3141 code for a protein of 952 amino acids.